GUCACUUGUCAGCGCUAGUCUGAGGCGGAGGCAACGCGGCGCGCGUUCCGAGUUGAAGAUUAAAAAAUGAGGACAAUAGCCUGGAAAAUAUCACUUGGCUUUUACACACUCCUGAUUUGUAUUUUUCCUUCAUUGCCUGGCAUUCUAAUUUGAGCUAUUGGAACCAUGAGCAACUACAGUGUAUCCUUGGUUGGCCCAGCUCCGUGGGGCUUCCGACUGCAAGGUGGCAAGGAUUUCAACAUGCCUCUGACAAUCUCUAGUCUAAAAGAUGGUGGCAAGGCAUCCCAGGCAAAAGUGAGAAUAGGCGAUGUGGUCCUCAGCAUUGACGGAAUAAGUGCAAAUGGGAUGACUCAUCUGGAGGCCCAGAACAAGAUAAAGGGCUGUACAGGCUCCUUGAAUAUGACUCUACAAAGAGCAUCUGCCACACCCAAGCCGGAGCCAAUUUCUGUUCAAAAGGGAGAACCUAAAGAAGUAGUUAAACCUGUGCCCAUUACUUCUCCUGCUGUGUCCAAAGUCACUUCCACCACCAACAUGGCCUACAAUAAGGCACCACGACCCUUUGGUUCUGUGUCUUCACCAAAAGUCACCUCCAUCCCAUCACCAUCGUCUGCCUUCACCCCAGCCCAUGCAACCACUUCAUCACAUGCCUCCCCUCCACCUGUGGCUGCUGUCACUUCUCCCCUGUCCUCUGCAUCUGGACUGCAUGUUAAUGCCAGUCUUAGUGCUGACCAGUGUUCACCUGCACUGAGUGCUGGUAAAACUGCAGUUAAUGUCCCACGGCAGCCCACAGUCACCAGCGUGUGUUCCGAGACUGCUCAGGAGCUAGCAGAGGGCCAGAGAAGAGGAUCCCAGGGUGACAGUAAACAGCAAAAUGGUAACCCUGGCACUGUGAAAUUUCCACCUAAACGUCCACCAAGAAAACACAUUGUGGAGCGCAAUACGGAGUUUUAUCACAUACCCACUCACAGUGAUGCCAGCAAGAAGAGGCUGAUGGAGGAUACCGAAGACUGGCGUCCGAGGACUGGAACAACUCAGUCUCGCUCUUUCCGCAUCCUUGCCCAGAUCACUGGGACUGAACAUCUGCAAGAAUCUGAAUCUGAUAAUACAAAGAAGGCAAAUAGUAUUCAGGAGCCUUCUCAACAGUUGGCUUCAUCUGCAGCGUUGCCUCGGAGUGGGCUAGAGAGCGUGGAGAGCACCGGUGCCAGCAGACCUGGGGGAGCCAGCCUCACGGCAGCUGCAGCCUUCAAGCCAACAGGCUCCACCAGUACAAUCAAGUCUCCGAGCUGGCAGCAGCCCAGCCAAGCAGCACCUUCUACUGGAAAAAUAUCAAACAGUGCAACUUUCUCAGGAGCGAGGGCCCCAGCUAGCUCAGCUGUGGGGCAGCCUCAGCCAGGUGACCAAGAUACUUUAGUGCAAAGAGCAGAGCACAUCCCAGCGGGGAAACGAACUCCCAUGUGUGCCCACUGUAACCAGGUCAUCAGGGGACCAUUUCUAGUGGCACUAGGGAAAUCAUGGCACCCAGAAGAAUUUAAUUGUGCUCACUGCAAAAAUACAAUGGCCUACAUUGGAUUUGUAGAGGAGAAGGGGGCGCUGUAUUGUGAGCUGUGCUAUGAGAAAUUCUUGGCUCCUGAAUGUGGUCGAUGCCAAAGGAAGAUCCUUGGAGAAGUCAUCAAUGCUUUGAAACAAACUUGGCAUGUUUCCUGUUUUGUGUGUGUGGCCUGUGGAAAACCCAUUCGUAAUAAUGUUUUCCACUUAGAGGAUGGUGAACCCUACUGUGAGACCGAUUAUUAUGCCCUUUUUGGCACUAUCUGUCGUGGGUGUGAAUUCCCCAUAGAAGCUGGCGACAUGUUUCUGGAAGCUCUCGGCUAUACCUGGCACGACACUUGCUUUGUGUGCUCAGUAUGUUGUGAAAGUUUGGAAGGACAGACCUUUUUCUCCAAGAAGGACAAGCCACUUUGCAAGAAGCAUGCUCAUUCUGUGAAUUUUUGAAAGUCAACAGAUAGAGAAGAAAUUGGAAGAAAAAAAGGAAAUUUUAAAUUACCAAUCAAUUUUUAGAUAUAGUAUUUCAAGAAGUUUUGAAAAGUAAUAGUAGCCCUGAAGGGAUAAAUUCCAACAUUAAGAAUCAAGUUUAUGAUGAAAUAUUUGGCUUCAGAGAGAAAAGGGACAGUUUGGCAUUUAUUACUUUGUCCUGUAUUUUCUGCCCAUAAAAUAACUUUUAUAAAAAUCAAUUUCCUGGUUGAUUAUUAAAUUCAUGUUAGCAUGUAUUAGUAAAGAAUUAAAUUUUAGAAUACAAACCCCAACCUCUAUAUGCUGAAAUAAUUACACUUUCUUUCCUUGUUAGGUAGUUAAAAGUAAAUCUGCAAAGGGCAAUGAAAAUGCCUUAAACGUUAUUAGUAAGAAUCAUUGUAAAAAAAAAAAAAAAAAAAAUGGUUACCUUUAAAAGAGCAAGUAGUUUAAACAAGAUUUUAUCAGUAGGAGGUGACAGUUUUUAAACAAAUGGGUAUAUGUUUUUUCCUCCCCCUCCACAUUACAGUUGAUCAUUGCAAUAAGAAAGGCCAGGGAGGUUUUUGAUCCUGCCUAGAGAAAGGCUAUACUCUCCUAUUGUGCCCUCUCGGUAGUUGCCAAAUGGUUUGUAAAUCCCAAAGGUUUGCCUUAUAUUAAGAUGGGACUCCUCCAGUCAUUGUGUAGUCUUUAUCACCUUGUUAGUCAAAUUGUUAGUCAAAUUUCAGUUUUUCUUUCCCUCAUACUAAACAGAACUAAUGAAAUUAUUUGGGCUCUAAUCAAUCUUGUUUUCUCUCUUUAAUAAAUAAAAAAGGAUAUGGUUAUACAUUAAGGUAAAUGAGAAGAUAGCACUUUUGAAAAUACAAAUAAAAAAUAUAUUUCCUUCUUUUCAGAUAAUUCAGAUCAGUUUUAGAAUUGUGCCAUGGACCAAAGAUUGGAGAAUUAUUAUUUUGAAGAAUUGUUUUUUCUUUAUUCUACAUUAGAAUUGGGUUGGGAUUAUAAUAAAAUCUAGACUUUUUUUUUUUUAAUGGUUCUCAGUAAUAAGUGAACCACUUCCAAAUGUGAUCAUGAAGUCUGGAAACCUUUUAUUCAUAGAGGUUUGGCUAUAGGAUGGAAAUAUGAUUAAUUACUCAGACUGGCCUAUUUGUUUUCCUCUUCUGUGCAGAGAAUUAUGUAAAUACCACAUGGAGAUAGAAACAGCUCUGCUAAAACUGUGGACUCUGUUGAUAUUUGCCCAGGGAGAGAACAGAUUGCAGGCUGUAUUGAUACUUUCUCUUCCAUUUCCAGAAUGGAGGAAGUAGUCCUGAUGGGUUGUAACCUGAACUUGUUUGGGGCCUGGCGCUUUAAGUCCAGAUGAGUUCCCUAACCCUUCCCCGCCCUCCUCACCAAGAAAGUCACUUCCAUUGUGUGCAUGUUUGUUAUAGAGGAGACUUAGGCUGCAGUAUUUAUUUAACCUCCCUGAGAACUUGCAAGGCAUCAUCCUGAGAGCUGUUAGCUCAGGGUCCAACAGGUUCCUUUUUACGCAGAUAAUAACUGGGGGUAAAGAAUAGAAAGGGACCACGCAGAGUAGCAACGUGAAUGCUUCUCCAGUAGCACCCUGACUGCCUCCCCGCCCUGCAUUUUGUAGGGAGGCAGGCAGUUUCUUUUUUAAAAGUGCUGGAACUGAAUUGUGCAUUAAAUCUCACUGCUGCCUAAACCACCUACAAAUGACCUACUGACUAAGUGCAUCGUUGUGUAUUUAAUGUCAGUCUUACUUUAUACAUUACAAAAUGUUGGUGGUUUUGAUAUGAUCGCAAUUUUUGUUUAGUUUUGCCAUGAUAGUAUUUGACAAGUUAAUGGCAUUUGAUUUCCAAGAAUUUUAUUUGAUCUGAUUUCUGUAAAAUUAACCUUUCUUUUAAUGAUAUCAUUUGUAUUAGUCCUUUUAUCCUACAUGUUGUUCAUGGAGCAUUCCUCCACAUUUUAAUCCCUAAAGGGGUUGCUUACUAAUUUAUCACUUUCUUUGUGCUUUGUCCAUCUCUUCUGUGGCAAGGCUUUAGAUUUGUUCCUAAAGUAGUUAAUUCUGUGAAACAAAUGUUGACCAACUCCAGAAGAGUCUGUAUUUUUUCAGUAGGGAAUGCCAUAUUUAAUUCACCAGCAUUAAUCUUUUAAUAACUGACAGAGCACUUUAUUCUUCUGAUAGGUGCCCCAAGUAUUUAUUUUUCUGAUUAUAAGUAUCCUGUCAGUAGCAUUUUUAUUAUCCUUCACUGUAGAGCACUGCGUUUUAGUCUCUCUGGAUGCAUAUUUUGGGACGCUGUAUUUGCCAAAACAAAAAUGAAAAGCAUAGUAUGUGACUCUUAAAAUUGUCCCUAUUCAAGUUUAUCAUUUUCAAAAUUUUAGUGAUAGCUUCAGGUGUGUAUUAUUUCUAUAGUCUAGAUUCACAUAUUGCCCACUCAAAUAGCAAAUUAAAAAUUAUCCCUUCUCAUAUUUAUAGUAGCAUAUGUAUUUUUGUGGGUUAAGGUUAUAUUUAGAGUUUAAAACUAAAACCUUAUCAUUUGGUCACAUAAAAACAUGGAAAUAAUAGUUAAAAUGUAUAAACUGUUAGUGUAGAAUUAUUUUUAAAAUUAUCCAUAACAAAAAUGUGCCAUUUUUAAGGAGUACUAUAUUACUACUAACAUUGUAUAGGAAGUAAUUCCUUUCUUUCCCCUGUUCAAGUAUGAAUCCAGCCCUUGAAUUCUUGUGGCAUUUGGCAUUGUAUAUCAGAGAACAUCCAGAAGGAUUCAACACUGAUCUAAUGUGGCUUCAGUUCAUCCUCCUUACCCCCAAGUGUUGGAGUUGGAUUCUUAAUGUAUAAUUUGCUUCAUCUGUUAAUCUGUCUUCUGUUUAAGUUUUAAGUUUGUAUAUGUCUGCUGCUUUGCUUUUGGGUACAUUUUCUAAUGAAAAAUCACAUGAGAAAUAUAAUCAGUAGAUGAUACUUUAAUGUGCACAUACUCAGUAAAUAAAUGACUGCAGUGAUGUAGAUAA
Molecule: messenger RNA, 5001 nt
Organism: Octodon degus (degu)
Lineage: Eukaryota; Metazoa; Chordata; Mammalia; Rodentia; Octodontidae
Gene: Pdlim5
Product: PDZ and LIM domain 5
Exons: 16
Coding region: 166-1989 (607 amino acids)
Biological process (GO): actin cytoskeleton organization; heart development; muscle structure development
Cellular component (GO): Z disc; adherens junction; stress fiber
Molecular function (GO): muscle alpha-actinin binding; actin binding
Source: RefSeq, a predicted model, not a curated record